AUGUUAGACAUGCAUUUGGCUGUAACAUAUUUUGUCUUACUUGGUUUCCAAACUUCUCCAAUGAUUCAACAUUUUAUUUCAUUAAUAUUUUCUCUUGUUUAUCUAAUCACAAUCUUGGAAAAUGCUGCUAUCAUCCUGAUUGUUAGAUGUAAUUCAAACCUCUGCACUCCAAUGUACUUCUUCCUCACAAAUCUAUCUUACUUAGAUUCAAUAUAUGUCUCGGUUACCGUCCCCAAAAUGUUAAGUGAUCUUUUAACAGACAAUAAUACAAUAACUAUAAAGGAGUGUUUACUGCAACUGUUCCUUUUUUUGUCAUUGGGAUGUACUGAGUGUUUCUUAUUGGCAACUAUGGCCUUUGACCGAUAUCUGGCCAUCUGUAACCCACUGCGCUAUCUGAAUAUUAUGACCUCUAAGAUGUCCCGGAGUCUGACUGUUGGUAGCGUAUUUUUAGGUUUCCUCUCAAGCUCAUUCUCUAUAGGUCUGAUAUCUCAGAUGAACUUCUGUGACUCCAAAACAGUCAACCAUUAUUUUUGUGACAUCUCACCAGUUAUUAACCUCUCCUGUGAUGACAUCUCAACUGUGGAAAUAGUGAAUUUUAUAACUGCAACGUUUGUUUUGAUUAGUUCCUUGGUUCCCAUAAUAAUAUCUUAUAUGUAUAUAUUAAUGACUAUACACAAAAUUCCUUCUAGUGGUGGAUGGAAAAAAGCAUUCUCUACUUGUGCCUCACAUUUAACAGUAGUCGUUUUAUUUUUUGGCACAACUAUAUUUAUGUAUGCACGACCCAAAGCCAUUGACUCAUUUGAUUUUAAUAAAAUUAUUUCUGUAUUGUAUACAAUCAUUAUUCCUUUGGUAAAUCCUCUGGUUUACACUCUGAGAAACCAUGAAUUGAAAAAAGCCUUGAAUUCAUUUGUUCCUGAGUUCCUGUGUAUGACCUGGCUUCGUCUGACUGCCUACUGGUUCCUGAUUCCUGGCAUUCAUACCCUGACUUUGCUGAUCUCCAUCCUCCUGAUUCCUGGCAUUCGUACCCUGACUUUGCUGAUCUCCGUACUGCUCACUCUGGCUCAUCUAACUACCUGCCUUGGUUCCUGCCCCGGCUUUUCUUUUGAGAAUAAGGCCAUGGAGAAGUAUGCUGUGGAUGUGCUGUCCUGGGGGUUCAUCCCUAAGUCCUCCUCCCCUGCUUGGGAUGGAUUCUUCUUUGUGAACAAAAAGAGUGGAGAACUGAGACCCUGCGUGGUUUACAUUCAGAUGUUGAUGCGUCAAUGGUGGGCGUUUUUCGGUCUUCUGUGUAUGACGAGGAGCUGGAUGUCGGAGCUUAUGGAAAAUGAUUCUGUGAGCUAUAUUGGAGAUCCAAGCUCAUGA
Spea bombifrons (plains spadefoot toad) is the source of this 1359-nucleotide messenger RNA. Its product is annotated as olfactory receptor 6Y1-like. NCBI's taxonomy places the organism in Eukaryota, Metazoa, Chordata, Amphibia, Anura, Pelobatidae. The record is from RefSeq and is a predicted model, not a curated record. Gene Ontology annotation, biological process: G protein-coupled receptor signaling pathway. The transcript is spliced from 6 exons. Gene Ontology annotation, molecular function: olfactory receptor activity; G protein-coupled receptor activity. Bases 1 to 1359 code for a protein of 452 amino acids. Gene Ontology annotation, cellular component: membrane.